Messenger RNA from Prosopis cineraria, 552 nucleotides. RefSeq lists its product as uncharacterized. The coding region runs from base 1 to 552 and encodes 183 amino acids. The record is from RefSeq and is a predicted model, not a curated record. Lineage: Eukaryota; Viridiplantae; Streptophyta; Magnoliopsida; Fabales; Fabaceae. The transcript is spliced from 2 exons.
AUGGGUCAAAAGGAAAGUUCAAAGAUGGAGAACUGUUUCCUUAUCAAGACAUGUAAAGAGCUCAAUAGUGUUUUUUCUAAAUUUGGGUGGGAAAGGGUGGAUAUUAGUGGCAAAACUCAUUGGAGAGCUUGGGAUGAACUUACACGACCUAAAGCUAGUGGUGGGAUGGUCUUCAAGGAUUUUGUUUUAAUGAAUUAUUCUCUGUUGGCUAAAAAAGUGUGGAGGGUUAUUCAUCAUCCAAGUGGCCUUUGGCUAAGAGUAUUGAAGAGAAUUUAUCUUCCAACAAAGGAAUUUGUGGAUGCCAAUAAGGGCUCUAAAGCCUCUUGGUGUUGGCUAAGUAUCAUUGAUGGACGAGACUUCCUAAAGAAGAAUCUUUUGUGGGACAUUAGCAAUGGUGAAUCUCUUCAAAUUUGGGAUGACCAGUGGGAUAGGACGAUAGACAUCCAUCAAGACCGGACCAACGAUGACAAUGGGGAUAGGAUGGCUGACUUCCAACAGGACAAGACCAAUGGCAACGAUAGGGAUGGCACGACCGACUUCCAAAAGGAUUGA